AUGGACAUCACUCUCUAUCCUCAUUCGGCCAGCAAUCCCUCCGCGGAAUCCCUUGUGCAAAUGAUUCCUUCGUCCACCAGUCACACCUCCGCGGCAUUCACCUUCGAGAUCAACCCUGGUGGUAAAGGCACCGACCGCCAGCGCUUCGAAUGGUGGAGCAGCCACGGCACUGAGAUGAAGCAACUGGCCGGUCAUUCCUAUGGUUACAAAUUGGUGUGGCUGUCGGGGCCAACCAUCGGUGCAGGCGGCAGCAGAAAAGAGCGCGAUCUCGGCAUUUCCAGUGAUGGGCUAGAAAUCGUGGCGGUCAUCGCUCAUAAUGACUCCAUGAUCAUGACCAAGGGCUUCCGAUUUAACUACACGGGCACUGGGUUAACUGGGACGCUAGGCGAGGGUUGGGAGGUGAUGACCUUGACCUCGGCGCUGCAGUUGUGGUUACUGGAUGUGUCGGACGUCCCAACUGCAGGAACCGCUCCCACAAGCAAUGAUGCCUCUUUUUAG
Molecule: messenger RNA, 498 nt
Organism: Penicillium waksmanii
Lineage: Eukaryota; Fungi; Ascomycota; Eurotiomycetes; Eurotiales; Aspergillaceae
Exons: 1
Coding region: 1-498 (165 amino acids)
Source: RefSeq, a predicted model, not a curated record